AUGAAGUCAUUGCACCAGGCACUUUGUAGUCUCACUCCCACAGCUACCUCUUCAGCAGAGCUACUCAAGCAGCUCCAUGAGUGCCGUUGCCCUGAAGAUCCAAGUCCUGAGCACCAGGCUGAAAGGCUGCUCAAUCAACUGACCUACCAAGAUUUCCCUGCCCUUCGACGAGCAAAAGCGAAACUCACUGUCGCAUCGUGUGAUAAGAAAAUUGACAUCUUCUUCCAGGCUCGAAUAACAGGCAUGGUUGGCACUCUGAACCUUUAUCUUGAUCCUCAGCUUUCGUACUCAUGGCAUCAAGUGUCGCUGAUUGCAGCAAAGGCAGCAGGCUGUGGGCCAAAUCAUGCACAAAACCUUUGGACCUGGAUACAAAAAUAUCUGAGAGCUGGAAAGCUACCAUUGCAUCGCUAUGGCACAUACCACUUGUCGAUUCUCAAGGACAAAGACUUUGCAAGUGAGAUCCAAGGGCAUCUCAGUGAAAUCUCGCAGAAGGGCUACAUCCACGCUCGAGACAUUGUGGACUACAUUGCAACUCUGGAGGUGCAACAGCAGCUUGGAACUAAGGCAAGGGGCAUCUCAGAUUGCACAGCCCGAUGUUGGCUGUGA
Messenger RNA from Cyclocybe aegerita, 606 nucleotides. The record is from the annotation of a GenBank genome assembly. Lineage: Eukaryota; Fungi; Basidiomycota; Agaricomycetes; Agaricales; Hemipholiotaceae.